This is a messenger RNA of Bipolaris maydis ATCC 48331, 447 nucleotides long. RefSeq names its product heterokaryon incompatibility. The record is from RefSeq and is a predicted model, not a curated record. Lineage: Eukaryota; Fungi; Ascomycota; Dothideomycetes; Pleosporales; Pleosporaceae.
CUGGACAAGAUAACCGAUUUCGAGGCUCUAUCCUACACUUGGUACAUCGACAGAGAUACCGGAAGCCCGACUGAGGGAAGAAUGCGCACGAUAAUAUGUAAUGGAAAAACGCUUAAGGUGCAUCAGAAUCUCCACAACGCGCUGUUCCAGCUGAGAUCCCUGAACAGAGGCACAUCGAUCUGGAUUGAUGCCAUCUGUAUUGAUCAAGCAAAUAGCAAGGACAUGAGCGAUGAUGAGAAGAAAAAACGGAAGGCUGAAAAGAGUGCUCAAGUCAGCAACAUGGAAUCUAUUUUUGGCUCUGCAAAAACAGUAGUUGUUUGGCUAGGGAGAUGCAGUCUGCUUUCCGGCAUAGCUGCAAGGUGGGUCCAACAGGCAAUGUCAAUGCCAAAGUCAGAACAAGAGAAGGUCCUUGCGUUAUACCAGAAAACUGCAAAAAAAAACCCAUAA